This is a messenger RNA of Monopterus albus (swamp eel), 2133 nucleotides long. It is a transcript of the gene kcnj14, whose product is annotated as potassium inwardly rectifying channel subfamily J member 14. NCBI's taxonomy places the organism in Eukaryota, Metazoa, Chordata, Actinopteri, Synbranchiformes, Synbranchidae. The record is from RefSeq and is a predicted model, not a curated record. Gene Ontology annotation, cellular component: plasma membrane. Gene Ontology annotation, biological process: potassium ion import across plasma membrane; regulation of monoatomic ion transmembrane transport. The transcript has 3 exons. Bases 32 to 1576 code for a protein of 514 amino acids. Gene Ontology annotation, molecular function: inward rectifier potassium channel activity.
CUUCUGCAUUGGAGAGAACAGAUUAUAGUGCAUGAUGGGAGCAGCACGUGUGAAACACCGCUUCAGUGCUGUAGUGGAUGGGCCAGUAGAGGACGAGGAGGUCAUGAGGCUGGCACAGAGUGCUGCAGAUACAGCUAGAGCAGGGAGGAGCCCAGUGGGGUCAGGAACCCCAAACAACCUCUCGCCAACUCAUGCCCUCAACGGAAAAGCUCUACCUCUUCAGAGCUACACCAUCAAUGCACAGAGGCAGAGUGCCAUUGGACAGUCAGCUAGGAGAGACAUAGAAGGAGAAGGUGGCGUUAGAGCAGGAGGAAAAUGCUCAGGCCAAAGGAGUGGACGAGGCAGUAAUGUAGGAGGAAGAGGGAAAGGCCAUUCACCUUCGGACCAGGAUUCUAUCUCUUCCCCCUCGACUACCAGCCGCCGACACACCAGGCACUCAAGCCGCCGGCCCCGACAGCGCUUUGUGGGCAAGGAUGGACGCUGCAACGUCACCUUUGUCAACAUGAGCGAGAGGGGACAGCGGUACCUCAGCGACCUCUUCACGACCUGUGUGGAUGUCCGCUGGCGCUGGAUGCUGGUCAUUUUCACCCUGUCCUUCAUUCUUUCCUGGCUGCUCUUUGGAUUUGCCUUCUGGCUCAUUGCCUCUGCGCAUGGAGACCUCUCCAUUCGGCUUAACCCAAGCUCAGGUUCCUCUCUGGGAUCGGGAGAGACUGAGUUUGGAGGAGAGUCUGAUAGAGAGGCAGCUGUUGAGGAGCCAUGCUUCCAACAGGUGAACAGCUUCAUGGCAGCCUUUCUAUUCUCCUUGGAGACACAGACAUCCAUCGGUUACGGAUUCAGAAGCGUGACCGAAGAAUGUCCCCUGGCGGUGGUGGCGGUCGUUUUGCAGUGCAUUUUGGGCUGCAUUAUUGACGCCUUCAUCAUCGGGGCAGUUAUGGCAAAAAUUGCUAAGCCCAAGAAGCGCAAUGAAACACUUGUGUUCUCUGAAACAGCUGUUGUGGCACUAAGGGAUGGGAAACUCUGCAUGAUGUGGAGGGUUGGAAACCUACGCAAGAGCCACCUUGUAGAGGCACAUGUUAGAGCACAGCUACUGAAGCCAAGAGUAACACCAGAAGGAGAGUUCCUACCACUGGACAACAUGGACAUCAACGUAGGCUUCGACACUGGCACUGACCGCAUCUUCUUGGUCUCGCCUAUAACAAUUGUUCAUGAGAUCAACGACGAGUCGCCCUUCUAUGAAAUGGACCAAAAGACCCUAGAGAAUGACUCUGAGUUGGAAGUGGUGGUCAUACUUGAGGGCAUGGUGGAGGCCACAGCCAUGACCACACAGUGCCGGAGCUCUUACCUGGCUUCUGAAAUCCUCUGGGGGCAUUGCUUUGAACCAGUGCUCUUUGAGAGGAAGGACUGUUAUCAGGUGGACUACUCUUUCUUCCAUCGGACAUAUGCAAUCCCUAACACACCCUCUUACAGUGCUAAAGAACUGGCUGAGCAGAAGUACAUGGAAAGUUCACAUACUUCAUUCUGCUAUGAAAAUGAAGUGGCUCUGCAACUUGCCUUCCCUGAUAAUGACCCUGACUAAGACCCUGAAUGUCCUGACCCAAAGGCCACCCCUGGCAGAACACCUCCAUUAUGGUUGAACUUGGGAGAUGGGAGGCCUCAAGGGAAAAGAGACAGGAAUUUGAACCAACCAGGAGUUUAAAAGAAGUACAGAUAAAGAGAGAGCGUUAGACAAGUAGAAGUGGGUAGACUGUGAGAGGCAAGCUUAGAACUAGAUAGGACCGUGAGUUUGCCAGUAAACGAUUGGAAGCUGAAUUGUUUACAGGGAUUAGAUAUGAAACAAAGAAUAAAAGCAGGUUAAGAAAUCAAUUACAUUUUUUUUAAGUUUGAGAUUUAGAUGACUACUGUAACAAGAUUUUACAGAGAAAUAGAAUAGAAAUAAACUAGAAUGGGAGGUUUGAGGUUAGUUUUUUGGGGAGAUGAGUUAUCACAGUGACAGAGUUGUCUGAUUGCUUCUGGCAAUCUGAGAGUAAUUGAAUACCUAUCUCCUAAGUCUCACAUCUGGCCCAUCACUACCACUGCACAAUCAUCUUGUUCUACUGCUCGACUGGCAGGAUAUGGAACAGCACCCUAUGGUGG